CUCAUGACUUCUGAUCAGGACACUAAAGUUGUGGCUGAACCGCAGGUGCAGCAAGUACAAGAAGUUAAAGACGGUUCUCAUCUAAUGCUGAAGAUCUGAAAGGGGAUGAAGAGCUGCCAGCUACCGUGCAUGAAGAGACUGCAGCAGACAUAGAUAACUCAGCUGUUACUGAUGAAGGAAUGUGCAGCAUGGCACGACCUCUAGACACUGGGGAGGAAUAUCCAAUGCAGCAGUCGGCACAAGUGGAAGUUAAGUUUAAUUCACAGAAAGAACUGUUUGAGUAUAAAAAAGAGGAUAGGUCAAACACGCAGAAAAAGGAAACAAAAGAAUAUUGUAGCAUAGACAUCCAAUCUUAUGAUAACUUGCUGGCUAACAGGUGUCAGGUGUGUAGGUUUAACACUGACAAUACAGUAACAGAUGGCUUAAGAGCAAAAGUAUAUGAUGAAGUCGUCCCUGAGAAUCGACAAGAGGAGGUAUAUACCACAGGUAAUGCUGUCAGUUGGAAUGAAUCACUCCAUAGAGCUUGUGAUUCAGUAAAAUUUGCAGAUGGUGCUGAAGAGGACCGAUACAGCCCUAAUUCAGAAAACAUGAAAUGCAAUGAUUGUAUUUCCAGUGCAUUGUUAAACAGUAGAGCAUGUAAUUCAGGAAAAAUUGAAGGAAGUCAUGAUUCUGAGAUUGUACCAUUUGAUUUAAGUAGGCAUCCCUCAAGUGUUGUAAGGGAAAUGAAUACUAAACAGGUGGCAGAGAACAUGCGGGGUAACUUUAAAUUACCAUUAGAGUUAUGUGAAAUGGACAAUGAUUCUUUUUCAAUGAGUCAACAUGUAGAAAAACUUGCUGAAGAAGGCUGCUUCCUAAAGCCAGAAAGUGAAGUAAACUCAAAUGUGGAAGAGAGAACAUUUCAAAGAACAUGUGAUGGUAGCCAGAUGUUUGCACCUGACUCUAGAGAACAUCACAGCAUUUUGGAAGAGUUCUUGAAAGAUAAAGAGGAAUGCACAGGGUUGCACUGAAAACAAGACAUCAACUGAAGUUGCAAACCACAGUGGCAUGGAGGAAGAAGUCUGUGUGAGUAUAAUUGAGCUAAAAGGCGACAUGCUUGAGGAAGCUGGUAGCUUGAGCAGAACUCCAUCGUGGGUAAGUGAUGGCACUUUGACAACUCAUGAACUAUAUAACACAAGCACAGAUGAAACGUUCCUAAAGGAAAACAGCCUAGAAUCUCAUAUUUCAAAAGAGUCACCAGGGAAUAAAGGUAAAGUAUGCAAAUAUUCGAAGUCAGAUAACAAAAACAGUGUCUCUUCUGUGUCCGUGGAACAUGAGGAUAUGAACAAAAUGGACAUAAACUGUAGACAAGGUGAGCAACAGGAUGUAUGUUCCUUCCAUGCAGUGGAAAAUGAAUGGAAUGUGGGGACUGACUUGGCCAAAAUAGCUGGGGAUGUAGUAGAAUCUGUAAAACAAACAAAACUUGAAGCUCACCUAAAUGAGACAAUUAAUAACAAGGCAGAAAAUGUAAAACAGAAUUUGGGUACUAACAUUAUUGAUCGUGAUAAAAACUUCUUAAAUUGCAAUAAAGGCUUGACUCACGAUCAGAAUAUUCACUCUAACUCCACCGUACCUGUAGCUUUGGACAAUUGUAUGUACGAGAGUGUAAAAUUGAUAGAUGACACUAAAAAUCUGGAAGAUGCCAGUAAUCUCUUACAUAAAGCCCAUAACUGUUUACCUUCUUUGUGUCAAAAUUCAUAUUCUCAUGUGCAUGAUAAACCAGUGGAAGAGCCUGAGGUAUGUCACUGUGCCAGUCCAGAGCCAGAGGUCAGGAACACCCAAGUUUGUGUUGGGCCUCUUACUGAAGUAGGAUCAGAAGCUCAUGAAAAAAGUGUGUGCGAUGUAAGUGAAUGUAAUCUUCAGGAUGGUGAAGUAAAACUGUGUGUCAGCAUCUGCUCAGAGGAGGAGAGCCUCACUAGUUUUAGCAUGUCAACUGGGAAUCUAGAAGCUUUUACCACAGGGAAUUUAAAGCAAUUGGAAGCCAAGGCUACUGAACUGAAAAACAGCAGUUACAUAUUAAAUAAUGAAAUGAAUGACUUGGCCACAAGUUGGGAACAGAUGCAGUCAGAUCACAAGAUUUUCUCAAACAAAGAGCUUGGAGUUUUUGUUGACCCAAAGCAGGUAGACAAAUACGCUGCUACUCCUUCCUAUGAAAUACACAGUGCCUUUCCUGGUGCUGCAGGAUUUCAGCGAGGCAGUGAGCAGUGUGUAUUGGAUCUGAUGGAAGACGUAUCGAGUGACCAAGAGCACUCCUAUGAACUGGACAGACAAAAUCCCCAAGUUGAAAUAUGGUCACAUUUCAUCAGUCUUCAGACUGGCAGUGCCGAUUGGACAAAUGAGUUAUUUUCUGACACUGUUACUGCUGGUAAUGGUGAAUAUCUGAUGGGCUUUUUAUGGAAUAAUACAAUUUCUAACAAUACCGUGAAGAAUGACAGACUAUGCAUAGUUAGUGAAAACUUCCAGAACGAACCUGAAGAUCUAACAGGUACUUCGUAUGCCGUGGGAAGUUACCUGCAUCAGCUGCUAGCACCAGAAAAUGUUGGUACUUGGGGAUGGCAAGAUAAAGAUGAAUUUGAGUCAACCAAGGUUUCUGAGUUAAAUCCUAAUGCAAAGGUGUGGGGAAAUCAUAUGUUACACUUGGAAGCAAGUGGUGCCACUGAUGGUAGCGUGAGCAAAACGUGGGAAGAAAUACCUGACCAACCUCCAGAUUCUUGUAAAGAAGGACUGGGUGCUAAUGGUGAUGGUGACAAAAAGCAUCAGAAUGCAGUGCUGACAGAGCUGCAGGAGCCGUCACCAGCUGUUUCGGUGUCAGACCAGACGGAUAUGAACCCUUUGGCUCUCGAUCAUUCUGAGUAUGAGUCUAUACAUGAAACCACCCAGACAGGUGGAAACGAACAGUUGCAGCCAGAAGGUCAGGAAGAUUUACGAGAAUUACUGAAAAAAACACUGGAAUUCUGUUUAUCAAGAGAAAAUCUUGCCAGUGACAUGUACCUUAUAUCACAGAUGGACAGCGAUCAGUAUGUGCCAAUAAUGACAGUAGCGAACCUUGAUCAUGUCAAGAAACUCAGUACUGAUAUGGAUUUGAUUGUUGAAGUGCUGAGAUCGUUGCCUUUAGUCCAAGUGGAUGAGAAGGGAGAAAAAGUUAGGCCAAAUCAGAAUCGCUGUAUUGUGAUUUUACGUGAAGUACCUGAAUCUACCCCCAUUGAAGAGGUUGAAGCACUUUUCAAAGGAGAUAAUUUGCCUAAGUUUAUCAACUGUGAGUUUGCCUAUAAUGACAACUGGUUCAUCACGUUUGAAUCAGAAGCUGAUGCACAGCAGGCUUACAGAUACCUUAGAGAAGAAGUGAAAACUUUCCAAGGAAAACCAAUUAAGGCAAGGAUAAAAGCAAAGGCAAUAGCUAUAAACACAUUUUUGCCAAAGAAUGGAUAUAGACCUCUGGAUAUGAACCUCUACACGCAGCAGCGUUACACAACAUCCUUUUACUUACCUCCAGUAUACAGUCCCCAUCAGCAGUUUCCAUUGUACAGCUUAAUUGGCCCACAGACCUGGUCAGCCACACACAGCUACCUUGACCCUUCAUUGGUAACACCAUUUCCAAAUACUGGAUUUAUCAAUGGGUUCACAUCUCCAACCUUCAAGCCUGCUGCUUCUCCAUUGACUACACUCAGACAAUAUCCCCCCAGGAAUAGGAAUCCUAGCAAGUCUCAUAUACGACAUACAAUACCCAGUGCAGAAAGGGGACCUGGGCUUCUAGACAGUCCUACAAUAUUCAACUUUUCUGCUGAUCGUUUAAUCAAUGGCGUCAGGAGUCCACAGACGCGGCAGCCGGGACAAAACAGGACACGGAUGCAGAAUGCUACUACAAGCUAUACCAAGAGGGAAGUAGGAACUGGACGGAUGGAACAGACCAGCGUUGACUCAUCUCCUGGAUUAGGUAGAGGAAGGAAAAACUCAUAUGGCUACCGAAAGAAAAGGGAGGACAAGUUUACAAGAGGCCAAACACAGUCUCCACCACCCCCAAAACCUCCAUCUCCUAGCUUUGAAUUGGGUUUAUCUAGCUUUCCUCCAUUACCCGGGGCUGCUGGCAAUUUAAAGACCGAAGACCUUUUUGAAAACAGACUGUCCAGUGUGGUAAUAGGAACGUCAAAAGAAAGAAACAUUAAUGUGGAUGCAAGUACAAACACUGUUCCAUCGGGAAUUCCUCGAGAGCCGUUGUUGCCAGUUUCUUCUACAUUGCCCAGGACGUUUGAAAGGUCUCCUUCGCCAUCCCAGUCUUCUGAGGACUCCAAGGUUGUGGAUAAACAGCAGAGAGAGACACAGAGUACAGAAAGGCUUUCUUCUUCCACACUCAGUACUGCAUGUAAAUCGGUACAAGUCAAUGGAGCUGCCAUAGAACUGCGAAAACCUAGUUAUGCAGAAAUUUGCCAGAGAACAACUAAGGAUCCUCCUACAUUGCAACCCCAGAAAGAACAGAAGCCAAACACUGUAGCAUGUGGGAAAGAAGAAAGAAAGCCCACAGAAACAAUAGAGAAAAACAGAGAACCUCCUCCUGCAAAGUCACAUCCUGGACAACCCAAAGACCAGAGGAGACAGUCAGGACGCAGAUCGUCCCCUCCAGCUGUUGGCAAACGCUUAAAUAAAGAACAGAAUACCCCUCCGAAAUCUCCUCAGUGAAACUAACACCUGGGAGGGAUUUGAGAAGAGGUCUGCUUCCCACAAAUUAAACCCAUGUUCCCACUAAGAUACCUGAGAAUGAGUUGCUGGUUAGGAGCUUGCAGUGAUACUAGGCAUAUAACAAUGCCUGCAAGUUAUUUUUCUGUGAAAUACUUUUUCCCCUCUUGAACAAACAUUCUAUUUUUCUGGAUAUUUCUGGAUAGUUGUUCUAAACCUUACAUUUAGGUUGGUGCUUAAUUGGAGGUGAAGCUUAGUGUGAUUAUUUUUUUCCAAGAUGUAAAAUAUUUGUCUUUAAAAAAAAUCAACUUUUUAUUAAGCCUCUCUGUGGCUGUGUGAGUGCAAGCUCUGUAUAGUGAGUUUUUUCUAAACUGUUAAGCAGAAAUGUGCUGCUGCAAUAUUUUUAAUAAACUGGUCUGCAAGUACAUAUCUAAAGUGUCCAAAAGACUGAUAACGGCAGCUAGUGUGUAGAGUGCAAGGAAGUAGAUGUAUUUUACGAAUUAGUAUGUGACCUUGAAGAUUUUUUUAUUGGGCUGCUGUACUAAGUGUCAGCAAAUGAACUUGCACUUUUAGGUUAAAGGAGUAGUUGUUUCUAGCGUUUUUAAAAAUUUAAUCUUUUUUUGAUGUUUUGCACACACAAAAUGAAUCCUACGGAGCACCAUAGCAGUCUUUCUAAAAUACUUCCUUUUUUGACUUACUGCAAGCAAGUAACCAUCUUCUCACUCCAGAAUAAAACUGAUGUUAUAAUUUGCAAAUACAAAGCACAUUGUGAAUAGAAAGAAUUAAGUCUGUGAGCUUCUAUGGUGGUGAAGCCUGUUAGUGGAUGUUAUCAGGAGAAAGCACUGUAGCCUUCUUGUGAUAACCUUAGCUUCCCUGUGCUUGUAAGGGAGUUAACUGAGUCAGCGCUGUAUGUUCUGGUUACCCCUGUGCUCUGUGUAGACUUUUUUUUAAACUCUGCCCCAAGUGCUCUUUGAAAGAGUUCAUAUCUUAGUCAGCCUUGUGUUGACAUCUUCCUGUAACUACAAGCAUUGGCAUACGGAUUUAAAUUUUUUCAAGACGUGAGAUAAUGGUGUUUGUUUUGUGUGGUGGAGGAAGAGAUCCCUGAUAUUUACCUCUGGGAUGAGGUUUCUCACACUUAUUUACUUUAGAAGUGAUGCGCUUUCUGAAGGACAAGGAUGCACUAAAUUAGCAAGUUUCUAAUAAAGUUGAAUAUAAAUUAUUUUUGUUUUAAAAUGCCUAAAGUUUUUCUUUAAGUGUUUAAACUGCAGGAAGUUCAGACAAAACUCAUUCCUGCUGACUAUGACAGUACAGUUUAUUCCACAAAAAUGUUUAUUUAAACAACUGAUUUUUUUAAAGAAUUAUUUCCAUCCAAUAUUUAAAGACUUGAAUUUUAUUUAAACUUGAAAAUGACUUUGCCUUAACUUUUGUACAAGACAGCUUAGAGUUAAUGAGGUCUGACCCCGUGGAGGGUUAGCGUGAGUGGAAUACAGAAUUACUCAGUUACAGUAUGUAUCUAUUGUCACUGGUCUUACUGGGUAAACAUACUGUAGUACAGGAACUAGCAGCAGUUUUUGUAAUAUACCUUAAAGAUCUUAAACAGUUGAUCUUUUUCAGAUUGUUGAAAAACCUGUAAAUGCAAAUAGUCAAUACUGUAUUAAAUAUGUGCACUUGGAAGUGUGUGCUUUGCUUGUACAGUUGUAAAUAAUCAGAACAUAUAAAAAGGUACCCUAAAGAAAAAAUCUGAUAAAAAUUAUUGAUAUUAUAAAUGUUGCUGUUGAGCUGGAUGUAGAUAAACUAAAUGUUGUGGUUUGAAUAUUACUUUAAUUUGUUGUUUUUUCUUUUUCUUAUUUUAUUCUGGUGUGCUGAACUGACUCUGCCUCUUCACUGCAAAAGGGAAACGGAACGAAAGUCUUAUUUGAAAGCCCUCAAAUGUUUUCCUAAGUCCCUCUAAAAACAAGCGAUUUAACCAAUUCAAAAGUGUUCUGCAAUGUAAAUAGUGAAUUUCAGCAGUCAAAUUGUAAUUUUAAGUCAUUAAUAAAAUCAAAUUUAAUUGGAAAAAAUUUUAGACUGCUACAAAAAUAUACACAAAGCUUACUUGUCUGCUUUCAAGAAUAUCAGUGCUUUCCUUAGUGUAUGAUUCCUAGAACUGUAAAGUAACUAUAGAAGUUGACUCCUGAUAAAUUUCCUGUUACAAGCAUCAACUGGUAACUAGUUGACCUUUUAAAUCCAGCCUGUUGUAUGCUGCAGAAUUGGUCAAAAUAGGGCAUGCUGGAAUCUGUUGAUUUUUCUUGUUUAAAAAGCACACUUCGUGAAUGCUGUGGGAGGAGAUAGGACUCUGACAACAUCACCAAAACCGCUCAACUAGUUCUGUCAUUGGAUUUUUAAUAUGCUUCUCCUUUCCCCAGUGGCAGUGAAAAUGGUAGCUAGAUUUGUGUAUGGUUUAGGCCGGCUGUAUGAUUCAUUUUGUUUGUCUGCUGCAAGUGAAAGGCUUACCAGCUGCAAACAAUCACAAGUGGUUCCUUACAGCGACUGUGUACAGCUAGUCAUAAUACUCAACUGGUACCUAAGGUAAUAUAGAGACCAGCGGGAUGUGUUGUGCUGUUCUAAUGUAUUCUGCUGCCAUUUGUGCUAGGUCAAUACACUGUAAUUACUGCUUACCCAGCAACAGUCUGUUGCAUCGAAAGUUUAAACCUUCCUCUGAUGUGGUUUUUAUAGCUUUUUUAAAAAACAAAAAAAGUGACACGCCAAAUAGCUGUGUAAUAUACGACCUAUCCUUACUGCAUUUCACUUUGAGAUUUAUUUUUUUCCACUCGGUGACAAAAUGGAGUUUUUGGAGUAGAGUUGUGAAGUUGCAUGCAGACUGUUGCUACGAUACAUAGAGAGAUUAAAAUGAAAAACCUCCCAAAAGCAGUAGCUGAGUUAAAGGUUCAGGGGUACAGUAACUAAAAUUGGCAUUUUACCUUGUAGGACUGUGUGGUGACACUUUUCAUUUUGAAAACAAGUCAAAAUGGGAUCUGAGACUCUUCUUCCAGGAAUUUAAAAAAACAAAGAUUGCUUUUAAAACUUAAUGUUGUUUCAGAUCAGUCCCCCACCAUGACACUGUCCUUUGCCACUUAGAAAUCUGUGAACAGUGGCAAUUUUUUUGUGUUGCUGCAUUAUCCUUCAAAGACUUCAGCAGUUGGCAUAGAAAGGCCCUUGUUUGAGUGUGGUGCAGUGUAUCACGAGCAACAGCUGACUGUAAUGGUGCAUACCUAUCUCUGUAUCUCCUUCUGCUAGCUACAGUUAGGGAUUUUUAUGUGCUUUGUAACCUAUUACACUAAUAGCAGCAGACAAUCGAAGAUUUCUAAGGAGACCUAACAGCUGCCAAUUCACGAAAUAGAAGUGUAAUAUGGGAGCCUUCCUGAGGG
Molecule: messenger RNA, 8114 nt
Organism: Haliaeetus leucocephalus (bald eagle)
Lineage: Eukaryota; Metazoa; Chordata; Aves; Accipitriformes; Accipitridae
Gene: LARP4B
Product: La ribonucleoprotein domain family, member 4B
Exons: 18
Coding region: 1045-4710 (1221 amino acids)
Biological process (GO): positive regulation of translation
Cellular component (GO): cytosol; cytoplasmic stress granule
Molecular function (GO): mRNA 3'-UTR binding
Source: RefSeq, a predicted model, not a curated record